Messenger RNA from Ruditapes philippinarum (Manila clam), 5281 nucleotides. Its product is annotated as solute carrier organic anion transporter family member 4C1-like. NCBI's taxonomy places the organism in Eukaryota, Metazoa, Mollusca, Bivalvia, Venerida, Veneridae. Gene Ontology annotation, biological process: sodium-independent organic anion transport; transmembrane transport. The transcript is spliced from 12 exons. The coding region runs from base 609 to 2663 and encodes 684 amino acids. The record is from RefSeq and is a predicted model, not a curated record. Gene Ontology annotation, cellular component: membrane.
AAGGGGAGAUAGAGAGGGAUCAAUAUGUUCUUAAUGGAAACCACUGAAUGAAAUAGUCUGUGCCUCACAGAGAUGUUAUAUGUCAAUAUUUCUCUAUUCUCCAAACUCGUAAAAACUAGACGAAAUCAAUGAAUUGACGUGCUAUUCUCUUAGAAAGAACGUAUAUUUUGUUGCGAUUUUUUUCCUCCCCACUGCAGCAGUGCUUACUGGUUGUAUUGUAGCGCGGCAUAUAAAAUAUCCGAUAAGAAGGAAAUAACAACAAAAACACGCAUACACACUUGUGCGUUUCUUCCGGUAUGAAUUUGGCAAUAUGUUAUGUAAACUGUGCGUUUGCGUUUGAUUCUACAAAGCGAACUUAACGACUAGGAAAUGUUUUGACUUUUAGAAUUAUUGCUACUUCACUGUGUGCCUUAUAUUAAUUGGAUAGUACUUUGUUAAGUCUUUAUUGGACAUUAAUCAACCAUAUAUUGGGAUUUAUAUAUAAUGUUCAGAUAUUGGUUAAUUUUUCAGUGAAGAAAAAAUAGCCAUGCCUAAAUUGGUCGGAUAUUUAUAUUGGACGAUUAUUGUCGGCACAGAUUUAUUGGCAUACAUCAUUUGAUCAUUUGUCGAUGGCGGAGAAUUGUUUUGAACCUGUGAAUGGAUUUCAUGUGACUGAAGCCGACAAGUCCGAGGGACGGGCCGACGGGGACAGUCUUAACAUAGACGAGGAUGAAGGACGUGAAGCAGACGAACAUUUUGACACGCGGUGUGGGAUCGGGGCGUGUCGUCCCAGUUUACUCCAGAGGUGCAAUAAUCCACAAGUUCUUUUAGUGUGCCUAUGCGUCUAUACAUUAGUACAUGGGUUUGCUGUAAAUGGAAUAAACAAUGUGAACACCACCUCUUACGAACGUCGCUUUGACUUGACAAGCUCGUCUGUCGGCUGGAUUUGCAGCAGCUUUGAUAUUUCCGCGGCAAUAUGUGGUGUCGUCAUAGGUUUCUAUGGCAACAGGAGGAAAAAGGGAAGAAUCCUUACCGGUGCUUUCAUCCUAUCGUCUAUUGGGUCCUUAUGUAUGUGGCUACCCCAUUUUAUAACACCACGGUAUGAGUGGGGACAGGGCCAGUCACAUUUGUGUUCAGCAAAAAGCGCAGUAUUACCAGAUGCAGAAGAAAGAUGCAGAGAAGGCGAUUGGACGUUAUCAAGUUUUCUAACGUUGCUUCUGAUUGGCCAGUUGAUGCAUGGCCUGGGAGGAUCAACUUUAAUAACUGUCGGAUACUCUUUUAUAGACGACAGCGUUACAGCUGCGACGUCACCUUUAUAUAUCUCUAUGAUUGGUUUAUGUCAGAUGCUGGGCCCCAUGAUUGGCUUCCUGGUUGGUGGAAUGUUACUGGAUGUGUAUGUGGACUUUGAACGAUUGCCAAAAUCAGAGUGGGAAUUAACACCAACAGAUCCACGAUGGGUUGGUGCUUGGUGGGUCGGAUUCUUCAUCUCUUCAAUCCUAAUGUUUAUAUUCGCUCUGCCUUUUUCUCUGUUUGGUGCCGAACUUCCGACUGCGAAACAUGUGAGAGAAACAAGAAUAUCUGAGACUCACGACAAUGGCGAAGAUAAAAAACUUGAUGGCACGUUGUCAAUCAGUAAAUUUCCAGUAUUACUUUGUCGUCUGCUCAAGAAUCCUGCGUUUAUGUGCGUUGCAUUCGCCGGAGCGUUCAUGGGUUUAGUGACCAUUUCCAUGGCAACGUUCUUGCCUAAGUAUAUACAGAAUAUUUAUGGUACAACGGCGUCGGCCGCUGCUACGUAUGCUGGUCUUCUGGUAAUACCUGGUGCUGCUCUUGGUCAAAUGUUUGGAGGUUUUGUGAUCAGACGAUGGAGGUUGAAAGUUCAAUCCAUCUUAAAGUUUCUUAUGGCCGUCGUGACUUUGGCUAUGCUUAGUAAAGCAUGUUUCUUUAUUAAUUGCGACAUUGUCGUCUGGAAUACAAACAUAACAGAUAGCCAACCUGUUACGUCAUUAUCGUUUGAAGAAUGUAGCGCAAGCUGCCAUUGUGACGACAGUGUGUUCCAGGUUGUUUGUGACAGAGAGGGGCGGAAGUACUACUCACCUUGUUUAGCAGGUUGCAAAGGUGAAUUGGCCAACAAGAUGUAUUCGGACUGUAAGUGUGUGUUAUCAAGGACGAAUGUCACUUCAGUUACCAUGGAGAAUUGUAUUCCAUCCACUUGCAACUCACUGCUGUAUAUUUUCCUGUUUAUGAUAUUUCUAUCAGCAUUUUUUGUUUCAAGUAGUACCGUGCCUGCCUUGACAGUGGUGCUGAGGUGUGCACAUGAAAAUGAGCGAACGUUUGCACUGGGUUUGCUAAACUUUAUUGCCCGAGUAAUUGGAACGAUACCGGGGCCUAUAUUAUACGGAUCGGUGAUAGAUUCAACUUGUCAAAAAUGGGGCAAGAAAUGCGACCAUAACACUUCCUGUUGGAAGUACGACAAUGCCAGAAUGGGGGAAUUUCUAGCCUUUCUCGGUAUGGGUUUCACGGGAAUAGCCACAUUGUUCUUCUUUUUGUCCUACAAGCUUUAUAAACCUCCAGUUCCAAAGAAAAAAGAGACGAUCAUAGAAAAGGAACCUAUUAGCGGAACAGAUCUUGAUUCACCGGUUGGAAUAUGUUCCAUACCGGAAAUCACGGAGGACACGAGAUUAUAAGGGCAUCUGUAUAUAUAAUAAUCUGUAUUCGCAUGUUAUUUGUUCACAUAUAUAUGUUAUAUCAACUCAGGCUUCUUGUUACAAAGUUAAAACCGAAAUGUUCAGGACAAUAUUCAGAUAUAAGUGUUAUAUAAUUCGACGAUGAUACGGGGUACAUACUAAAGAUUUGUUUUUUAUGUAGAAUUGAUUGAUUAAUAACAAAGGGACUAUUUUUACAUCAUACUCGUCAGAGUUGUCGUUCGUUGACUUCCGGUUCAGAGCGACUUCCGGUUCAGUGCGUUGUGACGUCAACUGUGAGAGAGAUCAUGGCUGUAAGAUAUCGGUAUAAAAUCUGUACAUAGAGGCCUAUUGCAAAAUAUACCGGCCAAUUUGUAAACUAUGUAAACCUCUGCCGUGUAUUUAGAAAAUGUAGUUAUAUUUAUGUCAAAGCGGUAUGUCUCCAUUAGAAAUUUAUCGUAUCUAAUUCCGGCACGUGAAAACGAGAAUUUUAUGUUAGUACAACCAAAUACAUUUAACAGUUGAAUGAUGUGUCAACACUAUAAACUUUAAAUUAAAAAUCAAAACCGAUUUGGACUAUUCCUAUGCAAUUUUGAAGUAAGCAAUAUACAAAGUAACCAAAGAUCUUAGCCGCCUUAUACAAUCUAAUGUAAGUCGCAAGUAUAGUAUGGUGUUGCAAUCUGUAAACGUUUUGAUGAAAUAAUAUUUACUCCAGGUUUAUUAAUUAUUACUGAUUUAGUUUCAUCUGUAUUUUAAGAUAGUCACACCAUUCAAACCGCUCGUGGUGUAUUACAGGUAUACAAAACUUGGCCGGUCACUUGUCUUGAUGCAUCACAAACAUACGCGAUUUCUAGUGUUUUGUUACGUAGAUUUUCGAGUAAUUUGGUCAAAAGUUUUAGAAAAAAAACAACAACAAAAAAAAAAAAAUAAAAAAAAAUUGAUAUCAACAUAUUCUAAUUUUAAAAUAGACAUAUUCUUAUUCUAAAAGGUAUUUUCCAACAUAUUCAGCAUCCCUGGAAAUGUUUUCGGCUUAAAGUUACGAUAUAUUUUAGAGUUAAUGGCGCAGGCCUGUAAGGGGAGAUCACUGCAAAUAUUGAUUAAAUGUAUCCUGGGAAAUUUAUCCCGCUAUCACUGUAAAGUGAUGUGGUUUGAACAUAUGUGACAGGAUGUGAUCUAGUUAAACAUUUUAGUAUUAUUCUCACAAAUUAAAUUUCCGAGCCAAUAUUCCACAGGGACUUUAUUGUCAUUAUUUUAACGACAUGGCUUAACAUAAAGUGUGGAAAAUUCAUUUGCUGACAAAAGUGAAAUCUGUACGUUAACGAUAAAUUAAGUAGACCAAUUUAUAACACAUUCGUGUUUCAAUAUGUCUCUUGAAUCUUGUCUAAUGUUUUUCUUUCAUUUUAAAGCAAUUUCUAUCUCCUCGAUUGAAAAUAUCUAAUGCCAAUAAAAAGUAGUCUGUUUAUUUUUUUUCUUUAACAGUCAAAACCAUUGUAAAAAUGGAUUUAAGCUUUUAUUAUAAAGCGUCUUAACUGAAGCCAACUUGUUCGUCAAAUGAAUAAAUUACCAAGAAUUGCAAACGUGACGGUCAAUUCUGUAACCGGUAGUACACUGUGUGGCGCUGAUUCUAUAUGAUCGGUAUUACACGAUGGCAUAUUUUUCUUUGCUGCGUUUCCUCACACUUGGAAAUUUAUAAUAAUUAUAUACGCGGUAAAACACACAAUCCUAUUUUGAGGCUGUCUGCAAAAACCAUUUAUAUGUAUAUAUGCAAACCACUGCCUUUACUGUGGUGUGAUAAAUAAGUUUGAAACUGGCACCUCACUUUUCCAAGAAAUAUUGACACUUUCCGGUUUUUGGUUAUAUAAACUACGACAAUCAGUUGUUUUCUUUGGUUUUACACUAUACGCAUGCGCAUCUUGUUUCUCCGAAAUCUCUGAAAGUCUUGCUCGAGCCGUUAGAGUUAAAAAGAGGUCCAAAUCAGAUAUAUUUUUUCAAAUAAAUUUUUAAAUUAACAAAUUAAAAUAUAUGAAAUGGACUCCUUUUUGUACAAACAUACAAGAAAAAGACAAACACAUACAAAGAAGAUAUCAUGCAUACAAGCAAAUUUCUGAUUGUCCGCAAGGUGCUAAUUACCUUUGUUAUAGAGAAUUUGUUUUGGCUUUUUAGCCUUUUUGGCGGUUGUUGCAUUUGGGCUACCUUACUUUUAGACUUAUAUUGUUAUAUGUUCAGGGGCACUCCCUGUGUAUAUUAAUCAAAUAUGAGCCAUGUCACGACAAAACCAACAUAGUGCGUUUGCGACCAGCAUGGAUCCAGACCAGCUUGCGCAUCCGCGCAGUCUGAUCAGGAUCCAUGCUGUUCGCUUACAAACACUAUUACAAGUAGAGAAACUGUAAGCGAACAGCAUGGAUCCUGAUCAGACUGCGCGGAUGCGCAGGCUGGUCUGGAUCCAUGCUGGUCGCAAACGCACUAUGUUUUUUUUGUCGUGACACGGCUCAAAUAUAGAUCUGUCUUUCAUUUAUUCACUCUGAUGUUACACGCGAUAGUUGUUAUUUAAUAGCAUUACAUUACGUACAUCAACUGUUGUAAUAUUUUUGUAUUAAAUAUUUGGUUUGUUGAACGAUAAA